AUGGCCAAAUCAACGAUUUACACACCAUCUCAUGAGAGAGAAGCCGAUUGCUACAAAGUACACGAUCUUUUAUGUGCCCCUGAUGCAAAGAAAGCAUUCGGAAAUGAUCGUUGGUUCUCAGCAUCUUCAAGCGCAGAUGUCUUUGAUAUGCGAGGCACCUGUGGAGGUACGGAACUACUUAAUUCAAAGAUAUUUGGAGCGUAUAUUAAUACUAAGGAAGUCAUGCGGUACAACCUCGGUGAUCGGCAGAUUCUUGCUAUGCUAGAGGCUUGUUUACCCAAUCCAACUACCACACAAUCCUUAGAGUUUAUUAAUCUUAUACUCCAUAUGAUGAGCAGGAAACGUCCCGGGCAGACACGGAAGCGACGUUACAGGAGAGGAUUUAUCGAUGAGGUUCAAGGUGACCUAGACCGUCUCAAGUGCACUUCCGAGCUGCUACAGGCCAUCUUUCAAACAUAUUGCAUCUCAUCCCGAGUAGCGAGGCUUUUGGAACGGCAGCAUAUGCCUGGCCGAGUUGUGCAGUAUGAUCCCAUCACCCAGAAACCCAUCCACCACCAGUUUUGGUAUUCGACUAUCCUCCGUUUAAACGAAAGCAUCACAUCCUUAGACUCAUCCAAAUCUGUAUUAGGCUGGAAGCGUCUCUGCGUCUGGGUGGGCCGCAAUUUAUUUGCUGGAACCACGAUCAUGCUGGUGCUGAGAUGUCCCAAAGAUAUGAGAGCUGAGCUUAUAUCAAGUUUCAGUGAUAAAGGUGAAGUUGUGAUGCGGCAGCCCAUGCUGCUACACGCAUUCUUUGCGCAGAAUUCCCUGCAGAAAGCGGAUAAGUUCACAGAGACCUGGGCUGAUCCUAUAUAUGAGUGGGAGCAAAAGGUCGAUGACAAUGGCUCUACAUCCGUUUUCACAGCUCGGACUAGGGUUUUCCUAACGCUCGCACGCCAGAUCACCCAAGUAGCAACUGACUAUGAAAUCCUCGGUCCCGCUCUUCACCACCUCAAGACUGAGUACGAAUGGAUAGCCGCUCAGUCUAACGAUGAUCAUUUGGAAAUGGACAACUCUUCGGCUGGUGUAGACAACUCGGAAUUAAAAGAUGUUUGGGAUGUCUAUAUCUCCGAGCUUCAGCUUCUCAAAGCAUACGCAAAGCUAUACGAGACUAGAACGCAGCUCGCCAUUAACGAGUGUUUUGCGAUGGUCAACCAGCGAGACGCUGAGUUAAAUAUCCAGAUGGCCAGAGAGAGUACGCAGAUUGCGCGAUCAAGCCGUGAUGAUGGACGGUCACUUCGCACAAUACAGAUUCUCACGAUGAUCUUCCUUCCAGCAUCAUUAUUUAGUGGCAUCUUCGGUAUGGGCUUUUUCAAUACCGACACCGAUGACAAUGGGAAUAUCAGGUUCUCGGUUAGUAGCAACUGGUGGUGGUAUCCAGCGCUGACUAUACCGAUGACGGCGGUGACAAUGCUCACUCUGGUUGGGCGAAAACUGGGCGAGAAAUGGAAAACAAAUAAACGUGCAACUGGUCAUUUUCAGAACCCCGGGGUUGGCUGCUGA
This is a messenger RNA of Morchella sextelata, 1539 nucleotides long. RefSeq lists its product as uncharacterized. The record is from RefSeq and is a predicted model, not a curated record. The transcript has 6 exons. NCBI's taxonomy places the organism in Eukaryota, Fungi, Ascomycota, Pezizomycetes, Pezizales, Morchellaceae. Bases 1 to 1539 code for a protein of 512 amino acids.